This is a messenger RNA of Prorocentrum cordatum, 1850 nucleotides long. NCBI's taxonomy places the organism in Eukaryota, Dinophyceae, Prorocentrales, Prorocentraceae. The record is from the annotation of a GenBank genome assembly.
AGUUGGACGCCGCCGUCCGCGCGGCCGAAGCUGCGCGCGCGCGCCCGAGCCGCCACUCUGCACCAUGAGCCUGGUGCAGACCAAGAAGGAGGCGCUGAAGGUGAAGCACAGCAGUGCCGCCAGCGGGACAUCGUCGACCGAUCUGCUGACCCCCAAGGCGUCGCCCUUGGGGCUCCGGGCCCCCAAGGCGGCGCCUCCAGGGAACCUGGCGGGCCUGAGGAACUUGCUCUGGGACCCAAUCUCGUUGUUGCUCGUGGCCUGGCCCCUGGGCUGCCUCGCGCACUUCCACGACUGGGGGGACAUCCCGGAGUUCUGGCUCAACUUCCUAGCGAUGGUCCCUCUCGCAAAGAUCCUCGGGGACGCCACGGAGGAGCUCGCCGCCGGGCUGAAGAACGACACGCUGGGCGGCCUGCUGAACGCCACCUUCGGCAACGCCGUCGAGAUGAUCCUGACCGUGCAGACCCUGCGGGCGGGGCAGAUCGGCGUCGUGAAGGGCACGCUGCUGGGGAGCAUCCUCUCGAACCUGCUGCUCGUGCUCGGCAUGUCCUUCUUCGUGGGGGGGCUCACGCCGUCCAAGGGCUCCAGGAUCGGCAAGGAGCAGACGUUCUCGACCCAGGCCGCCCUGACCAACAUGACCAUGCUCCUGCUGGCGUGCUCCGCCUUUGCCUUCCCCGCGGUCUUCUUCUCGCAGGACGAGAUCGGCAGGGAGUACAUGGAGUCCCAGAUCUCCGAGCUGGGCACCUUCGCGGCGGGCAGCACGCCGCGGCUGCUGCAGAUCUCCCGCUGGUGCAGCGUGUACAUCCUGGCCGCGUACGUCGCCUUUCUGUUCUUCCAGCUCUACACGCACGCGGACGUGUUCAAGGGCGGCUCGGACGACGAGGAGGAGGAGGAGGAGGAUGCUCAGCUUUCCCCGACCGUCGCUGUGGGGCUGCUCUUUGUCACCACCUGCCUGGUGGCAGCCUCCUCGGAGUUCCUGGUGGACUCGAUCGACGGGCUCGUCGACAGCUGGGGCCUCGGCAAGGGGUUCAUCGGCGUCAUCCUGCUGCCCAUCGUCGGAAACGCCUGCGAGCACGCGGGGGCCGUGCGCAUGGCAGUCUACGACAAAAUGGACAUCACCAUCGGCAUCGCCGUCGGCUCCUCGACGCAGAUCGCACUCUUCGUGGUGCCCUUUGCCGUGAUCGUGGGCUGGGCCAUCGACCAGCCCAUGGAUCUGGAUCUGGGGGCGCUGCACACGACGAUCAUGAUGAUGGCCGUGUUGAUCACGUUCAGCGUGGUUUCCGAUGGGACUACGAAUUGGCUCGAAGGCUUCAUGCUGAUGAUCGCCUACUUGGUGGUGGCAACGCUCUUCUGGUUUCUGCCGGAGAACAACGAGGCUUAGCGCGCUCGGCGUCGUUAUCUGAGUUCGUGGCGGCGAUGGGUCUGGGAGUUCUGUCAGGGAUCUGCCCUUACUCGACCUUGCCAUUACCAGCGGGCUGUCGAUUUACAAAAGGUCACGCUCCCUGCUGGAUGAGAAGAUGGGACUAAAGGUCUCAAGUCGCUUGUAUAUAACACUGCUUCGGCGGACUGCCGACUUACCACAGCAUGAACUGAACGGGGUGCUGUCUGGCAUAAGACCAAAGGCCGCCGCAUCAGAUCUUUAUAUCUUGUACCAGUACAGUCAUUAAGCAGUGCCUGGGUGACCCAGGCUUGAAUAUGUCGCCGCACGUCAUCCUUCUCCGAAACACGCACCCGGUCCUCUUGUCACCCUCGACUCAGGCACGAUGGAGUAGCAGGAGGCUGAGGACGAGUCCAGCCCGUCUUGCGCAACAGCGCCCGAUAUUCUCAGAAAGUAUGGGAGGAGUAGCACGGAG